Molecule: messenger RNA, 1885 nt
Organism: Acomys russatus (golden spiny mouse)
Lineage: Eukaryota; Metazoa; Chordata; Mammalia; Rodentia; Muridae
Gene: Pgm3
Product: phosphoglucomutase 3
Exons: 13
Coding region: 125-1753 (542 amino acids)
Biological process (GO): hemopoiesis; UDP-N-acetylglucosamine biosynthetic process; carbohydrate metabolic process
Molecular function (GO): phosphoacetylglucosamine mutase activity; magnesium ion binding
Source: RefSeq, a predicted model, not a curated record
GGGUGGGGCAUCACGCCGGAAGCCAGCCUGGGCCACGUCUGCGGGAUCUGAGUGAGCUAGUUCUGUGCGCACUACGCGGCCGCUUCUCAGCUGUGGAGAGGACGUUCUUGCUCCGGAACUAGACAUGAAUCUGGAGGCUGUUUCUAAACGCUCAGCAUUCCAUGCCAAGCCCCGGGGGCUCAUUCUUCAGUAUGGGACUGCUGGAUUUCGGACAGAUGCCCAACACCUCGACCAUAUCAUGUUUCGAAUGGGAUUGCUAGCUGUCCUGAGGUCAAAGCAGACCAGAUCCACCAUUGGAGUCAUGGUUACGGCCUCACACAACCCAGAGGAAGACAAUGGUGUGAAAUUGGUCGAUCCUUUGGGGGAAAUGUUGGCCGCCUCCUGGGAGGAGCACGCUACCUGUCUGGCCAGCGCUGAGGAGCAGGACAUGCCGAAGGUGCUUGCUGCCAUCAUGGAGAAAGAAGCUGUGGAUCCGCGCCAGGCCGCCUUCAUAGUUCUUGGCAGAGACACCAGGCCGAGCAGUGAGAAACUUUCACAGUCUGUAAUAGAUGGUGUGACUGUUUUAGGAGGUCAAUUCCAUGACUAUGGCCUGUUGACCACACCUCAGCUGCACUACAUGGUGUAUUGUCGGAAUUCCGGAGGCCGGUACGGACAGGCAACCGUAGAAGGCUACUGCCAGAAACUCUCUAAGGCUUUUGUGGACCUUACCAGACAGGCUUCCUGCAGUGGAGACGAAGACAGGUCAGUUAAGGUUGACUGUGCCAAUGGCAUAGGGGCCUUGAAGCUAAAAGAAAUGGAACGCUACUUCUCCCAGGGACUGUCGGUUCAACUGUUUAAUGAUGGCGCUGAAGGGCGGCUCAACCAUCUGUGCGGCGCUGACUUUGUGAAAAGUCAUCAGAAACCCCCACAGGGAAUGGAGAUGAACUCUGGGGAGAGGUGCUGCUCCUUCGAUGGGGAUGCAGACAGGAUCGUGUAUUACUACUGCGAUGCAGGCGGUCACUUUCAUCUCAUAGAUGGAGACAAGAUAGCGACGUUAAUUAGCAGUUUCCUUAAAGAGCUACUGUUGCAGAUUGGAGAAAGUCUGAACAUCGGUGUUGUACAGACUGCAUAUGCAAAUGGAAGUUCCACAAGAUACCUCGAAGAAGUCAUGAAGGUACCUGUUUAUUGCACCAAAACUGGUGUCAAGCAUUUGCAUCACAAGGCUCAAGAGUUUGACAUUGGAGUUUAUUUUGAAGCAAAUGGGCACGGCACAGCACUGUUUAGUGAAGCAGUGGAAAUGAAGAUAAAAAGAUUAGCACAAGAAUUAGAAGAUGAAAAAGGAAAAGCUGCCAAGAUACUUGCAAGCAUCAUCGACUUGUUCAACCAGGCAGCUGGAGAUGCUAUUUCUGACAUGCUGGCAAUUGAGGCUAUCUUGGCUCUCAAGGGCUUGACUGUACAGCAGUGGGAUGCUAUUUAUGCUGAUCUUCCUAACAGACAACUCAAAGUUAAGGUUGCAGACAGGAGAGUUAUCAGCACCACGGAUGCUGAAAGACAAGCAGUCACUCCGCCAGGGCUCCAGGAGGCAAUCGAUGGCUUGGUGAAGCAGCACAAGCUGGCCCGAGCUUUUGUUCGGCCCUCUGGUACAGAAGACAUUGUCCGAGUAUACGCAGAAGCGGACUCACAAGAAAGUGCAGAUAGGCUUGCAUACGAAGUGAGCUUGGUGGUGUUUCAGCUGGCUGGAGGCAUUGGAGAAAGACCACAACCACCUUCCUGAAGAUAAAUUUUAUAUUCUGGGAAAAUGGACUUCUAAAAAUGUUUUUUUUAUAACACUAUUGAAAAUACUGGCAGUACUAAGGCAUUUGUAAUCAUGACAUUACAAAUUCAUGCUAAUGGAUUAUUUCUAGAU